UUUUCUUUUUUUCCUCGGAAAAGAAAGAGCAGGAAAAUUUUUACGACCAAACUCGAAUUGCAGUUAAAACCCCCAGGGUCAGGGACAGAGUUCAUUUUUAUUUAUUUUUUUCUCCUUUUAUUUUCGUUAAUUAAUUUUGGAAUCCCGCGCAAUUUGUCUCGAAGCAAGCAAUAUCCCAUGUUUGUCUCUCUCUCACACCCUAAUUCUUGAAUCUUGGUAUCAAUUAAUUUGGGUUCCGAUGGCGGAAGAGAAGAGGGCUUCGUCGUCGUUCGUUAAGAAGCGAGACCGGCAAAUGUUCACGGUGGAGCUCCGGCCAGGAGAAACCACCAUAGUUUCAUGGAAGAAGCUGAUGAAAGACGCUAACAAGUCUAACGGAUCCACUUCUGUCCCCCAACACCCUACAAUCGCUCCGGGACAACCUGUUGAGAUUGAAGAAAAUGAUCCUUCUCAGCCAAACCGUUUCAGUGCAGUAAUAGAGAAGAUUGAACGCCUUUAUAUGGGUAAGGAUAGUAGUGAUGAUGAGGAUCUGCUUGAUGCUCCUGAUGAUGAUCAGUACGAUACAGAAGACUCUUUUAUAGAUGAUGCAGAGCUGGAUGAAUAUUUUGAGGUUGAUAAAUCUGCUAUCAAACAUGACGGGUUCUUCGUAAAUAGGGGGAAAUUGGAACGCAUAAUUGAACCUCCUGUAUUGCCUAACCAGCAAUCAAAGAAAAGGCGCAGAAAAGAUAUAUUGAAGAAUCCUGGUGAAAAUAAUGAUGAUCAUAGAUCAAAUAAACAUAUAAAAGUGGGCAAGUCAGCAUCUGGAAAAACAGCUUCAAUACAGGCGAAGAAUAUAUUUAAUCCUUCACCGAAUUUGGUUGCACCUGGUGAACAUAAUGAAGAAUUGAAACUUCAGAAUCAAUCGGAUCUCUCUGGAAUUAGUUCAAAAAAGAAAACUGCUAAUGCAAAACCAAUAUUGGACCCUUCUGUCUCUUUGAAAGCAUCAAGUGAUGAUAUUCUUGCUUCGGUGACAGAAGUAAAAAAUGCUGAUAAGCAGAAGAUAGGAGCUUUUCAACCUAAGAACAUCAGUGAUAAAUAUAAGGAUGCAAGUGGAUUGUUUGAUGCAUCUCAUCAGAAGUACCUUGAAAAAAGUGCAUGUGCACCUUCCAAAUCCCAACCUGGAAGACCCUCAAGUACUAUUGAUGAUUUGGAAAGUAUCAGUCGGUCAAAAGAAAAAAAUGGCAUCUGCGAACUGCCGGAUCUUAACUUGUCUGAGGGAAAGUCUGCUAUGCAAGCAACUAAAUCUGAAUACAUGCACAAGAAAGACGGUUCUAGUGUUAGGCCAAAAACUUCAAUGCUUGAAAAGGCUAUUCGCGAGUUAGAAAAAAUGGUUGCAGAAUCAAGACCACCCGCUGUGGAAAACCAGGAAGCUGAUUCCACAUCCCCGGCAGUCAAAAGGAGGUUGCCUAGAGAAAUAAAGCUAAAGCUUGCUAAAGUUGCUAAACUAGCGGCAAGCCAUGGGAAAGUAUCAAAAGAGUUUAUUAACCGUCUUAUGAGUAUUCUUGGGCACCUGAUUCAACUCAGAACAUUAAAGAGAAACUUAAAAACAAUGAUCAAUGUGGGUCUGUCAGCAAAGCAGGAGGAGGAAGAUAGGUUUCAACAGAUAAAGAAGGAAGUUGUUGACAUGAUUAAGAUGCAGGCUCCAAUUCUGGAAUCCAAGCAACAGCAGAAAGCUGGACCAUCUGGUGAUUUUCAAGAAUUUGGUCCUGAUGGAAAAGCAAUAACUAAAAGGAAGUUUAGUAUGGACACAGCUUUGGAGGACAAGAUUUGUGAUCUAUAUGACCUUUUUGUUGAUGGGUUGGAUGAAAAUGCAGGUCCCCAAAUCCGAAAGUUGUAUGCUGAGCUUGCAGAAUUAUGGCCAAAUGGUUACAUGGACAACCAUGGGAUCAAACAUGGAAUUUGUAGGGCAAAAGAGAGGCGUAGAGCACUGUACGACAGACAUAAGAAUCAGGAAAAAAUAAGGAGGAAAAAGUUGUUGGUACCUAAGCAAGAGGAGAAUGUUCAAUUUGAUACUAGUUCGAGUACUUCACAGCUGAACCAGCGAGAGAGAUUAGCAGCUCCAGAAUCUAGCAGUCAUGCUUUUACUUCAGUGAACAAGCCAGUUUCUAAUACGAGCUCAGCUGUCCGGAUCUCUAGUCCUAUGAAUGGUCUAAAACAAGAAAAAGCAAAGGGAAGUUCAAGCAGUUCCCUGGAUGAUGUAAGGGUUGCAGAUGGCGUAAUAACAAAGAAGAUAAAGAGAAAACCAGAACUUGAGUUGGAAGGAGAACAUUUUGGUCCUGAGAAGGUAGCUUCUUUGCAGGGUGAAGAAAGGUCUAGGUCACUAAAGCAGUCUGCAGUUCUUCCUACCAAAUCAACUCUUCAGUCAACGUCUCUACCGGGUCUUGAGCAGUCAAGCUAACAUGAGAUCAAGUAGGAGGUUUACAUAACACAAUGUCAAACAUUUUUUUUUUUCCCCCUAAUCUCCCCUCUCCAUCAAAUUGCUUUCUACUUAUUUUUACCAUUUUUGUAAUUACAUGUCCUUGCAAUGCUCCACGAAAUAUAGAUAGAUUUGUUAAUUGUUAUUAGUUAUAGUAGCUCUGGCAAACCGUCUUAUGACCUUAACG
Gastrolobium bilobum is the source of this 2639-nucleotide messenger RNA. RefSeq names its product ubinuclein-1-like. Gene Ontology annotation, cellular component: nucleus. The transcript is spliced from 13 exons. NCBI's taxonomy places the organism in Eukaryota, Viridiplantae, Streptophyta, Magnoliopsida, Fabales, Fabaceae. Bases 239 to 2434 code for a protein of 731 amino acids. The record is from RefSeq and is a predicted model, not a curated record.